Messenger RNA from Penicillium waksmanii, 765 nucleotides. RefSeq lists its product as uncharacterized. Lineage: Eukaryota; Fungi; Ascomycota; Eurotiomycetes; Eurotiales; Aspergillaceae. The transcript has 2 exons. Bases 1 to 765 code for a protein of 254 amino acids. The record is from RefSeq and is a predicted model, not a curated record.
AUGACCCUCGCGUCCCUGCUCUCCGUGAUGGCGACGACGGCUACGACUGUGAUGGCGACGGCCCUCACCACCCCCUAUGUCCAGCCAAGUGGAUGUACCUCGGCCUUCGAGCUCACAACCAUCACGGCCAGCCCGCUGGGCACACCUAGGACCGUCAAAGUACUGGCAUCCGAUGCCGCAGCCCCAGGGUUCUCCUCUUGCCAGCCCUCCGGCUGGGAUACAGGCGCCAGCGAUGACGAUCUGUUUACCUUCAGCCCUGCCGUUUGUCCGCAGGACUGGACGUAUUACGAAAUGUCGUCGACAAAGGACUACUCCGCGGCAUACUGCUGCGCCAGCGGUUUCACCUUCCGAGCUGAAGGGUACGUCCUACCGACAUCUGCUCUUAUGCCGGCGUGUGGGCGGACGAUCAACUCCGGGGAAACGACGAUCACCGCCCCACUUGCAUCGCGCACAGAUGCCACAGGCACAUUCACACAGGGAAUGAUUGUUCAUCGCGCAUGGCACGUCACAUGGGCUGAGUCGGACACGGCGACCAUGUCCCCCUCGUUGCCACCAUUGACGUCGGGCAAGUACCUCGCCGUCUGGAAGCCCGGACAGGGGGUCCCUGACGGGGCGUUUGACCACCACAAUGGCGAUAAUAGCGGUGUCAGGGGAUGGAACUCAUUGCUGUACUUCGCGAUGAUAGGGGUCCCAAUUAUUGGGGUGGCUAUUCUGGCUUGUGGGGGGGUGGCUUUGUAUCCGGAGACGCAGGAAGCGUCGUGCUAG